This is a messenger RNA of Fonsecaea multimorphosa CBS 102226, 1347 nucleotides long. RefSeq lists its product as uncharacterized. Gene Ontology annotation, biological process: translational termination. The record is from RefSeq and is a predicted model, not a curated record. Bases 1 to 1347 code for a protein of 448 amino acids. The transcript has 3 exons. Lineage: Eukaryota; Fungi; Ascomycota; Eurotiomycetes; Chaetothyriales; Herpotrichiellaceae. Gene Ontology annotation, molecular function: translation release factor activity.
AUGUUGAGCAGUAGCUCGCGGUGGCGGCUAUGCUCAACAUGCAUUGGACCUUUGCUGCGCACGGCAGCUAGAACUCCUCCUCAUCGUCUCGCCCGCUUCCAGAGCUCAGCAACGACGAUACCCUCUGGAAAUAAUGGGCCAGAAUAUUUAUCGCCGAUUCUUCUGCAGCGCGCAAGGGCCGUAGCCACCGAGCACCAGCAACUGGCGGCCGCAAACGCGGAGAACUAUGAUGUCGCCGUUGCGAAGAGGAUCGGGGAGUUAGGUCCCGUCUCUGCGGCGUUGAAGGAGUGGGAUGAUGCACAGAAUUCUCUCAAAGAACUCAACGCUCUCCUACACGACCCGUCUUCCGACUCGGAGCUUCGCUCCCUCGCAGAAACCGACAUCCAGGCCACCACGGCAUCAUUGCAGUCACUCGCUUCGAAUCUCAAGCACUCCCUAAUCCCGCCGCACCCGUUCGCCUCGAUGCCGUGUCUGAUCGAAAUCCACCCCGGGGCAGGAGGCUCCGAGGCUUCGUUGUUCGCCCAGUCCUUAUUGAACAUGUAUACAGACUUUUGCGCGCGGAAGAGAUGGCCCACGACGCUGGCGAGCUACAGUGCGGACGACUCAACCCACGAGGCCGGACUGACCGAUGCAUUGCUGGAAAUCAACCAUCCGGGAUCCUACGACGUGUUGAGGACCGAGGCCGGGGUUCAUCGCGUGCAGCGCGUGCCCGCAACCGAAAAAAAGGGCCGCACGCACACCAGCGCUGUCUCGAUACUCGUGCUCCCCAAUCUACCAGACUCGCCCUCCUCUACCGAAGGUCUCGACUACGACGACCCGAAUUCAGACUACUACAUCUCCCCCGCAGACGUGAAAUCCGAAACAAUGCGCGCCCGCGGCGCCGGUGGGCAGCACGUCAACAAGACCGACUCGGCCGUACGGCUCACCCACCUCCCCACGGGGACCGUGGUGGCGAUGCAAGAAUCGCGCUCUCAACACAAGAACCGCGAAAAGGCGUGGACGCUGCUCCGCGCGAAACUGGCCCAGAUGCGCCGCGAACAGCGCGAGGCCGAGGUCAUCGCAUUCCGCCGCGCGGCCAUGGGCGGCGUCGCCCGCACGGGUCGCGAGGAUAAGAUCCGCACGUACAAUUUCUCGCAGAACCGCGUCACGGAUCAUAGGUGUGGUGUGGAGAGUAGUGACCUUGACGGUGUCCUGGCGGGGGCUCAGAGUCUCGAGGAUGUCAUGGGCAGUGUACGCGAGUGGAUGGAUGAGGAGGAAGUCAGGGGUCUGGUGGCUGAGGAGGAGAUGAAGAUGAAGACGAAGGCCAAUCAAGGUCAUAGUAAUGGCAAUGGGAACGGGAAGAAAUGA